CUCCUGCACGGUGUCCUGGCUCGGCCCUGCGCUUGCUCCUGGCCCGCGCGCGCCGGCGCCCUCUCGGUUCCUGGGCGCAUCUCCAGGCUCUACCAGCUCCGCAGCUGGAGCCAGGGCGCCAGUGUUCGUUUCUGCUCCGGGUCGCUGCGCCCACCCGACGCAGCCAGAAGGACUCCGCAGCCCUGCUCUGGAUCGUCCCCUUAGGCUUAACCCGGCCGCUUCGCUUGGAUUCCUCGGCCGCCUUCACUCGGGUGGCGACUUCCUCCCCGCGCCCCCUCCCCCUCGCCAUGAAGAAGUCCAUUGGAAUAUUAAGCCCAGGAGUGGCUUUGGGGACGGCUGGAGGUGCAAUGUCUUCCAAGUUCUUCCUAAUGGCUCUGGCCACGUUUUUCUCCUUCGCCCAGGUUGUAAUAGAAGCAAAUUCUUGGUGGUCGCUAGGUAUGAAUAACCCUGUUCAGAUGUCAGAGGUAUAUAUCAUAGGUGCACAGCCUCUCUGUAGUCAACUGGCUGGGCUUUCUCAAGGACAGAAGAAGCUCUGCCACUUGUAUCAGGACCACAUGCAGUACAUUGGAGAGGGUGCGAAGACCGGCAUCAAAGAGUGUCAGUACCAGUUCCGGCACCGGAGGUGGAACUGCAGCACUGUGGACAACACGUCAGUCUUCGGCAGGGUGAUGCAAAUAGGCAGCAGAGAGACAGCCUUCACUUAUGCGGUGAGUGCAGCUGGGGUGGUGAAUGCCAUGAGCCGUGCAUGCCGCGAGGGUGAGCUGUCCACCUGUGGCUGCAGCCGUGCUGCACGCCCUAAGGACCUGCCUAGGGACUGGCUGUGGGGCGGCUGUGGUGACAACAUCGACUAUGGCUAUCGCUUCGCCAAGGAAUUUGUGGACGCACGAGAACGGGAACGAAUCCAUGCCAAGGGCUCCUAUGAGAGCGCGCGAAUCCUCAUGAACCUGCACAACAAUGAAGCAGGCCGCAGGACAGUAUACAACUUGGCAGAUGUAGCCUGCAAGUGCCAUGGAGUGUCUGGCUCAUGCAGCCUCAAGACAUGCUGGCUGCAGCUAGCGGACUUCCGAAAGGUGGGUGAUGCCCUCAAGGAGAAGUAUGACAGCGCAGCAGCCAUGAGGCUGAACUCCCGGGGCAAGCUGGUACAGGUCAACAGCCGCUUCAACUCUCCGACCACGCAGGAUCUUGUCUAUAUCGACCCAAGCCCGGAUUACUGUGUGCGCAAUGAGAGCACAGGCUCGCUGGGCACACAGGGCCGCCUGUGCAAUAAGACUUCAGAGGGCAUGGACGGCUGCGAGCUCAUGUGCUGUGGCCGUGGGUAUGACCAGUUUAAGACGGUGCAGACUGAACGCUGUCAUUGCAAGUUUCACUGGUGCUGCUAUGUGAAGUGUAAGAAGUGCACAGAGAUUGUGGACCAGUUCGUGUGCAAAUAGUGGUGUGCCUGCCCAUCACCCAGCCCCGUUCCCAGGACCCACUUAUUUAUAGAAAGUACAGUGAUUCUGGUUCUUUGUAUUUUCCCCCAAGAAUUGCAGCAGCGGGAACCAUAUUUUUUUUUCUGUUACCAUUUAAGAACUCUGUGGUUUAUUAUUAAUUUUAUAAUUAAUAUUUGGCAAUAGUGGGGGAAAUUGAGAAAAAAAUAUUUAUUUUAAGAAUCUUUGCAGAGUUAGUAUAAAACUUCUUUCUUCUGAUGCUACAGGAUAAGGGGAAAUAACACAUAUUCCAAGUUAGCUGCAUGGCUGGGGUUCACAUCUAGAAGUCUAGGAACUAUUUUCUUUUCAAAUAUAGAGUCCUUUGGGAUGGUGGUACCCAGGUGAAAGAGGUUAGUACAGACCAUGAAUGAUUCGGUUCCUAUGGCCAAAAUGAAAUAUAGAUGCUCUGGUAUAAGACAAAAGAUCUUAAAUCUAGGUAUAUUAAAUAUACAGAUAUGCCCAAAAUACAGAAUGUGAGACAUUCCCCACUCCAGUCUGCUUUUUGUAUUUCAGAAUGACCUUUUAGAAUGUAAGAGCAAGAAUAUCAUAUCUUCCUAAGUAGGCAUAUCAUGUAUGUUAUGAGUCCACCUACAGAUACUGCAUUUAUGGAUGUGCUUUUUUUCUAACAGUUCGUGAAACUCAGAGAGCUGAUAGGCUACAGGGGUGGAGUGGGUAGAGUUGUGGUGGAAGGAUGUCCCCAGAAAUUAGAAAACUUGAAAUUUCCUACAUUGAGGCCAUAAUCUUAUGGAGUUAGCCCCAGCUGAUUCUGUGAAUAUUAGACUUCAUGUCUGGGAAGGGAUUUUGACCCAGAAAGGAUAUCAUUUUGAAAGCCAUCAUAUUGUCUUAAAAAUGAAAAUUACCCAUGAAUCCUACUUGCAGAUUCUCUCCCCAGACAACAAGGAAAUCCCAUGUAGUUGAGCACUGCAGAAGGGCAGAAUACUUCCUGGAGGAGAAAGUGGCAGCCACCUUCCUACUUGACCCCAAGCCCUCUCUGGACUCUCUGUGCCUUCCCUAUGUGAUGCUGGCCAUGUAUCUAAAUGGCAACUCUAGUGGACACUCAUGGCUUGCAGGGCAGGACAUAUUCAUGAGGAGCUAUGCUCAAAAACAGCUACUUGGGAAUUGCUUUUUUUUUUCUCUCUAAAGGUUUUCUUUUGAGGUACAGUAACUUCAUGUGUUUUGCUGAUAUUACUUGGCCCAAGGAGUCCACAGAGGUGUUGCAACUGUUAUAAUCCUGUGUUCAGACUGCCCUUUUGUGCUUUUCCUAUUAUCCUGCAGGUGUACGCCAAAACUGUUCCUAGUGUACUUGAACAGUUGCAUUUAUAAGGGGGGAGGGAGUGUGGUGUAAUGGUGCCUGAUAUCUCAGUCUUUUGUACAUAACAUAUAUAUAAAUAUACAUAUAUAAAUAUAGAUAUAACUAUAUCUCAGUGCAGUCCGUGAUUUAGAUUUACAGUUUGCUCUGGGCUUACUCUCUGCCUGGUGCAUUGUCCUUCACUGAAGUCCCUUGGGGAUUUCUUUUUUCUAAAACUUUGAGUAUUGACAUUGGCAUGCGACUCUGUGGGAUCCUACCAUGUACACCAGGAAGCAGGCUAGACUCCAAGGAAGUAUUCAGGGCUGGUGUCCUGAAAUGUAUGUUGGUUAGAAGGUGGCCUCUCUGCUUCCUGCCCACCCCAGGUUCUCCACCCUCUCUUUGGUAUUCUUUGUGGGGAGGUUACUGUGGUCGGUCACAGCCACGGACCCUCAGAACCCAGGAGCACCAGCAUUGUCUCGAAUAGCUCAUUUCUCAGUGAGGACUUGUGCCUGUCCUGUGUGACAGGGCUGACCUGAGUCCCUGAAGCUGAUCAGCUCACCACAUAGAUAGUUAGUUUAAACAAUGUUUUAAAAUAAGGGCAUCUCUAUUUAAAAGUGGCAUCUGCUGUGUUGUUGUUGGGCCUGAGGCUGUUCUUCAAGGUUUGAUCUGUCCUCCUUUACAGGCUUGGUGGCCUUUUGGUUGCCUCAGCCCUCUGGCUCUUAACUUAUUGCCCCCAAAUAUUCAUUUGCCCUCAGCUACAGUGAAUCGCAACCAAAAGAUCUUGAAAUGAAAAAGCACUAAUUUAGUUUAAAAUGUCACUUUUUUGGUUUUUAUUCUACAAAAACCACAAAGUACGCUUUUUUUAUUUGCUAAAUCAGAUUGUGUUCUUUUGUUUUUAGUGAUUCAUGUUUAUGAGCAGAGUGGAGUUUAACAAUCCUAGCUUUAAAAAAAAAAACUAUUUAAUGUAAGAUAUUCUACGCGUCAUUCAGAUAUUUUGUAUAUCCUCUAUGGCCUUUAUUCUGUACUUUGAAUGUACAUAUUUCUGUUUUGUGUGAUUUGUAUAUUUCACUGGUUUAAAAAAAACAUCAAAAGGCUUAUGCCAAUGGAAGAUAGAAUAUAAAAUAAAAUGUUACUUGUAUAUUGCUAA
Phodopus roborovskii (desert hamster) is the source of this 3901-nucleotide messenger RNA. RefSeq names its product Wnt family member 5A (gene Wnt5a). Gene Ontology annotation, molecular function: cytokine activity; frizzled binding. The record is from RefSeq and is a predicted model, not a curated record. The transcript has 5 exons. Gene Ontology annotation, biological process: cell fate commitment; neuron differentiation; canonical Wnt signaling pathway. NCBI's taxonomy places the organism in Eukaryota, Metazoa, Chordata, Mammalia, Rodentia, Cricetidae. Gene Ontology annotation, cellular component: extracellular region. Bases 288 to 1430 code for a protein of 380 amino acids.